CCGUGUUCUGAUAGGGCGAGGCUGUCGGGCUGAAUUUCCGGUUGCGGCCAAACAAAAACAAGACCUUGAAAACAGAAGAGCAGCUCGUCUGUCAGUCUCCGUCCUUCUCUUCAACCAUGUCCGCCUCUGGCUUCGUGCUGCUGGUUCUGGCCGCGUCUCUGUGCUCCGGAGACUCCAGAUUUAUCCUUGAUCCUUUUUCAUUCACUGGACAAAACACUCUGAUGUGUCCAGAAUGUCGCCAGAUCGUCCAGCUGUCCGGCAACAUGGUUUUCAGCAAAGACACCAAGGUGACGGUAUUUAAAGCCUUGUACGCUUUGUGCCAGCGCCUCCCUGAGGAACAGGCAUCCGAAUGUGAGUCACAAGUGAAAAUAUUUCUUCCAAAGAUCCUGCAGCAAGCAUCCAGUCAGUGGAAACCAGAGGAGGUGUGUGAGGCGUUUGGACUUUGUGCUACCCACGAGGACAAGGAACUGCAGCAGCUUCCCCUUCAUGUCCCCAAUAAAGACACGUCCAGCUCUGCACUUGGGACCGCCACUGAAACCCAAGAUAUACUCAACCCAGUUUGCACCUUGUGUGUGUUGUUUAUCAAGAAGCUGGAGACACUGCUGCCUAAAAACAUGACUGAGGGAACCUUAGUGAAGCUCAUGGAUGAGGUGUGUGACCUGCUGCCGUCCAGCUAUAAGGACCAAUGUGAUGACUUUGUGGAAAAAUAUGGAGCGGAGAUUGUUGACUUCCUUCUGUCCUCUGCUGCGCCUCACACCAUCUGCACUCUUUUGCACCUUUGCUUGUUCGAGACGCAGCCGGCUCCAGAGGUGGACCCGAUCUCUGACUGCGAGUCCUGCCAAACACUGGCUGCACUGAGCCGUCUGCACCUGGGGCUGAACGCCAGCGAGCCUCAGACGGCAGCUUUCCUCCAGUCGGUGUGCACCAUCCACCCAAGGGCUUUGCCCAAGUGUGAGGCUUUCACCAGAGUCCACGGCUCUCGGCUGCUGAAGCUUUUGGGAAACCAAAUGGAGGUUCCACAUGUUUGUGAGAAAGCUGAUUUGUGCGUUUCAUCGAAGAAGCUGGAGCCACUGGGAAAUAACCCUUGUACCUGGGGACCAAGCUACUGGUGCAAAGACUUAAACACUGCUCAAGAGUGUGGGAACCAGGUCUUCUGUGAGAAAUACACGUGGAAGAAGAACUAGAAUGUCGUAAGGUCCACCGCUGCAGAGCGUCGCCUGCUUGGAACAAGUUUAAAGCACUGAAAAUGUUCUGUAAAUGAAAUCCCUCCACUUGUCCUGAUUUACUGAUUUUUUUUUUUUUUUUUUGGGGGGGGGCUUUAACUAUCUAAUGCUAUUCUACACUGCAAAAUGGAACUAAAAGUAAGUAAAAUUUUCUUGAAAUUUGUGCAUUUUUCCUUUAUUUGAGCAGGUAAAUAAGACUAUUUGCCAAUGGAAUAAGAUUUUUGCACUUAAAAUAAGAACAAUUCAUCUCCAUCAUCUUAUUUCAAGUGCAGGAUAUCUAAUUAUUUUUAUUUUAGGGGUAAGAAUGCUCAUGCUAUUGGCCAAUAGCCUUAUUUAGCUGCUUAAAUCAUGGAAAAAUAUACUCAUUUCUAGAAUGUUUUACUUACUUUCAGUUCCCUUUUUGCAGUGUAGUCACAUAAAAUGCUCAGAAAUCUUUAUACCUGCACAGGAUUCAUACAUUUCUGCAUGGUAAGUGUUAUUCUGUAUAUAAGGAUAGCCCUGUCGUGAAUGUAACAGUGGCCACAUAUUGUCUGACUGUCAGCCAUAGCAAAAACUUUCAGUGUUUUCUCAAGCAGUUCAGAUGAAGGACUGUUUCCUCUUUCAUUUCACGGCUCUUUUGCUGCUAAUCAGAAGUGCAAAUGAUGACGUACAAAUAAAACUCUAAAAAUGAGA
Messenger RNA from Fundulus heteroclitus (mummichog), 1895 nucleotides. It is a transcript of the gene sftpbb, whose product is annotated as surfactant protein Bb. The record is from RefSeq and is a predicted model, not a curated record. Gene Ontology annotation, cellular component: lysosome. Gene Ontology annotation, biological process: sphingolipid metabolic process. Lineage: Eukaryota; Metazoa; Chordata; Actinopteri; Cyprinodontiformes; Fundulidae. Bases 117 to 1184 code for a protein of 355 amino acids. The transcript has 11 exons.